Daldinia caldariorum is the source of this 2023-nucleotide messenger RNA. RefSeq lists its product as uncharacterized. The transcript has a single exon. Gene Ontology annotation, molecular function: protein binding; 6-phosphogluconolactonase activity. Bases 494 to 1666 code for a protein of 390 amino acids. The record is from RefSeq and is a predicted model, not a curated record. NCBI's taxonomy places the organism in Eukaryota, Fungi, Ascomycota, Sordariomycetes, Xylariales, Hypoxylaceae.
CUCUUAUCCAAACCACUCUAGCUCUUAUUUUCUUUCCAAUAUCGAGCUCGAAAGGUGUGGCUCAAAAGCUUCUAACAUGCUAAACAUCCUACAACUUGGACAGGUAUGAAUCGAUAUUCAAACAAUUAAUGGCCUAGGCACUUCUGAUAGAGGCGAGACGCCGUUUUAUAGAAAUUCUAUAAAUCCCAGGCAAAUUAAAACACAAAGACAUACAUGCCUAUUUCCAAGUCUGGUCGUAAGAAGCUAUUUACGAACAAAAGUAUUCUCCGAAGAGAUGCUGUUCCAUAACAGUAAUUGUAUUCCGUCGAUAAUUUACAGGUUAGUUGUGCCAAGUUGAGCUGAGUGUAUAUAUGUUUUAUCAUUUCCCGCCGCUAGGCUUCACAUAAAUCAGUACAAGUCAAGGUAUUGAAUACUGGCCACUUAUCUCAUUGUGGACUUCGUAAUACCUCUUCAAGUUAGAAAAGCGAAAAAAAAAAGCUCCUACUCAAACAUAAUGGCUGCUGAACGCCCCUCGAUGCCUCCCUUAGGGCACAUAAUUAUCGGUAAUCGAGACCAGGUUCUACUUGCUUAUUUCGACGGCACCCAGUUCGUUAUAGCUUCAAGACUUAUCAUACCAAAUUGGAUGCCUGCUUCAAUACUGUUCAAACCACCCAACAUUCUCUAUGCGGCAAACAAGCUAAGUUCGGACACCAACAUGUUAAGGCUGGGGUAUAGGGAUAUGGGCGGCGAUUCUUCAGCCGAGCCGGAUGGUAAUAGGCCACGUUUCGACGAAAUUUCGUUCGGUGCCAACGGCAUAGGCUCCUAUGGGGGAAGACACCUGGCAUUCAAUACCGACAGAACUCGUAUGGUCGAGUGCUCCCACAUAACCGGUGAGAUCGAUGUUUGGGACAUCUCAAGGGAGGACAACGCCCCUAGACUAAUGAAAACUCUCUGGGCACUUGGUAACGCUGAUCCCACAAGAGCCCAGCUUCCCGGCCCCCGCGAGGCCAUUCUUGAUCCGAUUGGCCGCUAUUUUGUAAUAGCAAAUGCCGGCAACAGAACUUUAUCAUUGCUCGACACACGAGAUGACAGGUACGAGAUCGUGGGCAUUAGGGAUAUACCGGACGGAAUUAUACCAGGGACUAUGGCUUUUGUUAUAAUUAGGGAAACGCCCUACUUGUUGUUGGUAGGAGGGGUCGAGAGCGCGAUCGCCUUGGUGCGAAUGAACUAUACCGACACCGGGCCACAGUUCGGUACUGUCCAAUUUGGACGGUCGUCGGGGCAGAGUAGCGAUGAUGAGCCCUCGAUGUCAGCAUUUGCCGGUAUCGUGGUUGCGUCGAACCAGCGCGACAUAUACAUCUGGAACCGAUUCUCUCAGGAACGUUCCGGUCACAUCGCACACUUCACUAUCACCGACGAUACUGACCCGCCGCGCAUCGUAUUUGCCGAAAACACGCCGACUGCUGGCAUACAGCCACGCUGGGUCAGUCUUAGCUCGGACACCAACCAGGAAUUUGCACUUGUGGCCAACGACCUUGGUAGCACGGGAAUUGCGGCGUUCAGACGAGAUCCUGCAACAGGUAGACUGGAUCCGAAUCCCGCCGCCACGCUUCCAACCCACCUCCUUGCUACCUGGGGACUUCCAGAGACUGUGAUCAAAGGCCCUCAAGUCGUUUUCGAAAUUUAGGUUGUGAAUAUCAGCUUCGAGAGUUAGGGACAUUAGCAGUUAGUAUACAUGAUGGCUCUUUUAUUUCAUAAUAUUUGUGAAGCAAUUAUUCCAUAAAAUUAUGACAUUCUACCUAACUUGAAUCUUAUUAUUCGCUACUAAUCACCGACUUUUUUUAUUAUCUCUUGUGAUUCAUCUGUGGUAUGUUGACCAUUAUAAUGACUGAUGUUUGUAGCCUGAGGAUUGAUAUAAGAAAAGAUCAAGUGAAGAAGAUUUAAGUGAAGAUUAAGCUAAAACCUAUACCCUUUUAAGACAGGGCUAUAUCUUUUUAGGAUAAGGUCAUACCAUUUUUUUGGAAAUUCGUAAGAAACCUUUACC